Messenger RNA from Polyodon spathula (Mississippi paddlefish), 3417 nucleotides. RefSeq names its product serine active site containing 1 (gene serac1). Lineage: Eukaryota; Metazoa; Chordata; Actinopteri; Acipenseriformes; Polyodontidae. The coding region runs from base 167 to 2143 and encodes 658 amino acids. The transcript has 17 exons. The record is from RefSeq and is a predicted model, not a curated record.
UCUAUUUUCUGAGACACGUGAUGGUGGUCUUGCAGAACUGACAGAUAGGCGGAGGCGAGAGAUGUAACGCCACUGUACUGUAUGUAUCCUCACCCUAGAGCAGCAAUUUGAAAAAAAAGAUUAACAACUUUCUGAAAAUAUUAAAGUCUGCAAACCGAACUAGAGAAUGGCCCUGGCAGCCUGUUGCAUGGUUUGUUGUAGAAGUAUGAGUACUGCUGGCCCUGCUGAAAAAAGACCUACACUGUGGAAGUAUAUCAGGAAACUUGCAAAGAUUACCGGAGCGGUUGUUUUAGGAGGCUGUGUUUUUAUUACUUAUGAGGUGGUUGCACUAAACAAACGUGUGACCCUUGAUACCCAAGCUACACAGAAAGAGAAGCUUAAGUCCUAUAUUUAUCUAAACACCACCCCUUUCGAGGAAAAGGAGACCUUUGGUUUGUUUCCAGGUAUCACAUACAAAAUCAGGAAGGAACUGCACAGGGCAGUAAGAAGAUUUCUGGAAACUUCUGCUAAAGUUCUUCAUAGGCCCUUGGAUGAACACCUGACAAGCCUGGAUGUGGGCACUCAUGACUACGCUGUUUGGCUCCUCCUGAAGAAAUCCAAGGCGAAAGAUAAAGACACACGGCUGCAAGCUGUCCAGGAACUGGCAGAGAGCUCUCACUGGCAUGAUUACCAAUACAGGACUGUAGCUCAGGCCUGUGAUCAGCGGACAGCAAUUGGCUUGGCUCGAUCCAAGGAUGUUGAUCUGCGAUUCUUUUUGCCCCCAUCUCAGUUGCCCAAGGUGGAUGAUGACUUCUCCAUAGAAGAUAGACUGAGACAGUUGCUGGCCUCUCUUCCCCAGUCUGAGGUGGAUCAAUGUGUGCAGUACUUCACAUCUCUUGCUUUGAGGGAAAGCAGUCAGGCCUUAGCAGCACAAAGGGGUGGAUUGUGGUGUUUUGGAGGAAAUGGAUUACCCUAUGCACAGAGUUUGAGCUCCGUGCCUUCUGAGAAAGUGGAAUCAUUCUGUUUGCAGGCAUUGGUUCAGCACUCUAAGGUUCCCAGUCACUGUGAGACAAUUGUAGCAAAAGGUGGUCUGCAACUCUUGCAGAGGGUAUACCAACUCCGGAAUGAUUCCCAGAAAAUACAGAGGAACAUUGUCCGUAUCAUAGGAAACUUGGCCCUGUGUGAGAAUUUACACGCAGCGAUAGUGCAGUCAGGAUGGAUUUCUGUACUGGCGGAAUUAAUAAAAUCCCCACACAAUAUCCAGGCCUCCCAUGCAGCUAGAUCCUUGGCUAAUUUGGACAGGGACGUGUUGCAAGAGAAAUAUCAUGAUGGAGUGUACGUUUUACAUCCUCAUUAUCGUACUAGCCAGCCAGUUAAGGCAGAUGUCCUCUUCAUUCACGGUCUGCUGGGAGCAGCAUUUAAGACGUGGCGACAGCAGGAUCAAACACAAAAUGGGAACGAUACCAGCGAAAAGGAGGACUACACUGAAUGCUGGCCAAAGACAUGGCUGGCUGAGGACUGUCCUAAUCUAAGGGUCCUGUCUGUUGAGUAUGACACUCAUCUCAGUGACUGGAGAGCAAAGUGUCCUAUUGAAAACCAAAGGAGGUCUAUGGCUUACAGGAGUCGUGAGCUACUCAAUGCGAUAAAGGCAGCUGGUGUUGGGGACAAGCCUUUAGUGUGGGUAGCACAUAGUAUGGGAGGACUGCUUGUGAAAAAGAUGCUCCAAGAUGCCUCAAAGGACCCAAGUUUGCAGACUUUGAUAGACAAUACCAAAGGCAUCAUCUUUUACAGCGUUCCUCACCAUGGCACUUUAAUGGCGGAAUAUUCGGUCAAUGUUAGAUAUUUACUUUUUCCUUCUAUAGAGGUUAAGGAACUCAGUAAAGAUUCUCCUGCGUUGCGAGAACUGAACGAGAGCUUUCUAAGCAUGGCCAAAAAAAGGGAGUUUGAAGUGUUAAGCUUUGCAGAAACCUUGCCGACAACUAUAGGCCCUAUGAUGAAGAUGCAUGUUGUGCCAGUGCAUUCUGCAGAUUUGGAAUUUGGUGACCUAAUUCAGGUAGAAGUCGAUCAUCUGAACAUUUGUAAACCAGAGAACAAAGACUCUCUCCUCUACAAGCGCAGUUUACAGUUCAUCGUAGAUGCACUGGCAGACGUACUCUGCAAUUAAUAAAUACUUUACGCAAAAGAUUCCUAUGUCACAGUACUGUUUUAACAGCUUAUUACCAGCAAAUAAAUGUCCUGUUUUUUUUCUUCUUUUGUUUGCAGAUGCAAAGUGCCAUUUUCUGUCUGUUAAAAAUCACUUUGUCUCGCAAUAGGAUAAGCAAUAUUAAAUCAAUAAAUGUACUGGAAUAUUUAAAUUUUACUGUUGAUGGAGAUUCUGAUAAAAACUCAAACAGGAUUUAGCCAUUAUCUUGAGAGCCCCUUACAACUGUUUACAGUUCUAUCACAGCACGGCAGUAGAGAACAGUCAGUUGUUCUACUGUUAAGUGGAUUUGUUGUCAGAAGCCACUGGUGUCAAAUAGAUGAUUUAUUCUUUACUGAAGCACCGAAUGUGCUUGGUUUUGUUUCAGUUCAUAUUUAUAAAUACAUACUUGAUCUUGCGUUUACAUGGCCAGUAAUAUUCCACUAGUAUUCAGAAUACUGAAUAAUCCAAAUAUAUAUUCUGCCAUGUAAACAGCAUGUUCGGAAUAUUGGAGGUGGCAUAUUCCUCUGUAUGCGGAAUAUCAAGCCAUGGAAAUGGCAUAUUCAGACUAUGAAGUGUAACCCACAACAGGCACGUGCAAUAACUCACAGCAGUUACUUUUGGUCUGGUGAGGUAGGGUUGCGACCUGUCAGUUUGACCCGAACAUACAUACAUCAACAUUUAAAAACAGCACACACUUAUUUAUUUAUAUGUAAUCACAGCUCUCAAUGACAGAAUGUUCUUUGAAAAAUUAACUAUGCAUGUGUGACGGGGUACUCCCACCCAUGAGCGUAUUUCGUGUUUUGUUAUUCAGAUGUUCUGUUGUGUGUUUUAUUUAAAAACACGCCAUUUUAUUGUUAUUAUUGUUUACAGCUGGGGUUAAAAUGCCCCAUAUCCAGAUAAAAUCAUGAGAAUGCCUGGUCAACAGGAGUGAUUAUUGGCAAACUGGCUGUUGACCACGCAUAUGAGCAAUCCAGUGCCGAAUGUGACAGAGGCAUAAACUAGGUAAUUAAUAACCAGUUAAUCCCUCUGUCACAAUAUAAAAACCUGCAGCUGUGGCUGAACGUGGUGUUUGUUCAGAGACGGUACAAGAUGCUUGCGCGCGCGAGAGAGAGAGAGAAACUUAAAUUUAAUAAUUGCUGCUGGUUGGUGUGUUUGUCUGUUUUGGGCCAUCGUGCAUUUUGUUUUGUAUCUGUUUUGUUUCUUGUUUAAACCUUUUAUUUUACAAUAAAUCUGCGCACUAGCGCAUUCAUUCGUUA